AUGUCGUCGAGGCAGGAUGGCUUUAGCGGUGACAACAAACUUGCUAUCAACAAGGCACUGACCUCCAGUGUCGACGACAAUCCUCUCGGGUGGGUAUGUGCGCUGCCAAAGGAGCAGACGGCUGCGACAGCAAUGCUAGAUGAAAUCCAUCCACAUCUACCAAAACCACCAAGCGACCCUAAUACUUACACCUUGGGGUGCAUCGGGAGGCACAACAUCGUUAUAGCCUGCUUACCGAAAGGCCAGUACGGCACGAAUUCAGCAUCGGCGGUUGCAACUCGGAUGGUAGGCACUUUCCCAUCCAUUAAGGUUGGCCUCCUGGUUGGUAUUGGCGGCGGCAUUCCACCAAAGGUCAGACUCGGGGACGUCGUGGUCGGUACGCCCGUUAAUCAGUGUUCAGGGGUGGUCCAGUGGGAUCUGGGCAAGGCAGAAGCAGAGGGUGGCUUCAAAAGAACCGGCGUACUGAAUAACCCCCCGACGGCACUGCUGACGGCAUUGACGAAGCUGGAAACAAUGCAUGAGAUGAGCGGACCCAAGAUAUAUCAGUAUUUGGAUGACAUGGGGCAGAAAUGGCCUAGGCUGAUGCCAAAGUAUACCAGAUGUGAUUCUCUUGUGGAUCCUUUGUCCGGUUCCGACAAUUGCGCUAGAGAAAGCCAACACGGAGAAGGACAUGUGCACUACGGUUUAAUAGCGUCCGGUAACCAGGUUAUCAAGGACGCUCAUUUCCGCGAUAAUCUAAACAAGAGCCUCGGCGGGAAUAUCUUGUGUAUUGAAAUGGAAGCAGCUGGGUUGAUGAACAACUUUCCUUAUGUUGUGAUCCGGGGCAUUUGCGAUUAUGCGGACUCAAAAAAGACCAAAUCUUGGCAAGAGUAUGCUGCAGCUGUUGCAGUGGCGUAUUCAAAGGAGCUUCUGGAGUAUGUCCAGCCAAGCGAUGUUGAUGGGGAGCGCCCAGUGAAAGACAUGCUUGGCGACGUAUUGGAGUGUGUAUCGAGAACCGAGACUAACGUUGAAACAAUGAAGUCGAACUUCGACAGAAAAGGAGAACUUGAUAUCCUUGAAUGGCUUACACCGAUCGACUACGGUCCUCAACACAGUGACAAUCUCAAGAGACGACAGUCAGGGACUGCGCAGUGGUUCUUAGACUCUGCAAUAUACCAGGCAUGGAUGAGCUCAAACAAGCAGAGAUUAUUCUGUCCCGAUGACAUUACUGCCCGAUUCCUACAUGACAAAUCCGUUGGAAUUGCGUAUGUUUACUGUGACUUCCGCCGGCAAAACGAGCAAAGUGCGGAAGCCUUAAUAACAAGUCUCCUAAAGCAAUUAAGUCAAUGCCGGCCUUCCCUCCCAGGCAUUGUGCGCAGCCUCUAUGACCGGCAUAGACAUAGACGGACCCGACGAGAAUUCGACGAAAUUUCAACGACACUCCGAUCUGUGGGUGCUAUGUACUCGAGAGUCUUUAUUAUAAUAGAUGCGCUCGAUGAAUGUCAGACAUCUAAUAACUGUCGAACGAGGUUUAUCAAGGAAAUUCUGAACUUCCAGGCAACUUGCGGUGGAAAUACCUUUGCCACUUCACGAUUCAUUCCACAAAUCACUGAGAGAUUCAAAGACUGCAUGACACUGGAAGUCCGUGCACAUGAUCAAGAUGUUCGGGAAUAUUUAAGAAGUAGGAUAUUGCAAUGUGAAUCGAGGCUGUUGGCCUCCCACAGUGAAGAGAUUCAAACUGAAAUCACGAAAGCUGUCGAUGGAAUGUUUCUGCUCGCACAGCUUCAUUUCGACGCGGUGAAAUCGAAAAAAACCACGAAAAGAGUAAAGGAGGCUCUAAAGGGCCUUGCGAAGGGGUCUGAAGCAUACAAUGAUGCAUACGAAGAUCUGAUGCAGCGAAUUGAAGGGCAGGACAGGGAUUCCCGGAAGCUUGCACACGAUGCUCUAUCGUGGAUCAACAGUGCAACGAGGCCGCUCAAUACAUUAGAGCUUCAACAUGCACUUGCUGUAGAAGCGGAGUCAGAAUUCGACAGAGACAACAUUCCGUUUCUGGAUGACAUCAUCUCUGUCUGUGCAGGCUUGGUCACAGUUGACGAAGAAAGUGAUGUCAUUCGAUUGGUACAUUAUACAGCACAAGAAUUCUUCCAACGAACGUGGACCAGGUGGUUCUCAGACGCACAUCAUGGCAUUGCGACAGCUUGUGUCACAUACCUCUCUUUCGACCCCUUCAAAGCAGGCCCCUGUUCCACAGACAUGGAUUUUGAAGCGCGAUUAGACACAUACCCCCUUUUCUCCUAUGCAGCGAGGAACUGGGGUCAUCAUUUAGUGCUUAAGGAUGGUAUUAGCUGA
Aspergillus neoniger CBS 115656 is the source of this 2328-nucleotide messenger RNA. Its product is annotated as purine and uridine phosphorylase. Gene Ontology annotation, molecular function: catalytic activity. The coding region runs from base 1 to 2328 and encodes 775 amino acids. Lineage: Eukaryota; Fungi; Ascomycota; Eurotiomycetes; Eurotiales; Aspergillaceae. The transcript is spliced from 6 exons. The record is from RefSeq and is a predicted model, not a curated record. Gene Ontology annotation, biological process: nucleoside metabolic process.